Messenger RNA from Gregarina niphandrodes, 2502 nucleotides. Its product is annotated as putative root hair defective 3 GTP-binding protein. Gene Ontology annotation, cellular component: endoplasmic reticulum. Gene Ontology annotation, molecular function: GTP binding; GTPase activity. Bases 1 to 2502 code for a protein of 833 amino acids. The transcript has 3 exons. Gene Ontology annotation, biological process: endoplasmic reticulum membrane fusion. Lineage: Eukaryota; Apicomplexa; Conoidasida; Eugregarinorida; Gregarinidae. The record is from RefSeq and is a predicted model, not a curated record.
AUGGUUCGUCUCGUCGGCGGAGCCCAGGACCGAGAAAAAAUUCGGAGCAUGUCGGAAGUCAGUCGAAGUUUGGUUGAGGUGGUGGACUUUGAUGGUGUGUUCCACAGUGAUUUCAAGACGAUGUUUGACGGGUUGGGUUUGUUGGAUUGUGGAUUGGAGUAUAAUGUGGUGACGGUAUUAGGUUGUCAGAGUAGUGGGAAGAGUACGUUAUUGAAUGCGUUAUUUGGUACAAAGUUUCCGGAGAUGGAUUCGAUGUGUGGUCGUGGUCAGACGACUCGUGGUGUAUGGUGUAGUCGUGAUAUUGAGUCUUCAACAUUGGUGAUUGAUGUUGAAGGUACAGACAGUAAGGAGCGAGGUGAGGAUAGACUGACAUUUGAGCAUCGUGCUUCACUAUUCAGUUUAGCAGUAGCUGAUGCUGUAAUAGUAAAUAUGUGGUAUCAUGAUAUAGGUCGUUACACAGCAAGUAACUAUGGUUUAUUAAAGACAGUAUUAGCUGUCAUGUUAGAAUUAUUUCAUACUAAUGAUUCUUCAAAAAUGGAUUCAAGAAUGGAUUCAAGAAUGGAUAAUCAUACUAGAACACAUAUGAUCUUUAUUAUACGUGAUCAUUCAUCAUCAUUAACACCAAUUCAUAAAUUAGAAAGAUUAUUAUUACAAGAUGUUGUUGAUAUAUGGGAUGGUAUUAAGAAACCAUUACCACUUCAAAAUAGUACUGCUGAUGAUUUCUUUAAAUUCAGCGUCAUUGGAUUACCAAGUAAAGUUGAUGAUAAAAAUAACUUUGAUAUAGAAGUUAAAAAUCUUAAACUCAAUUGGCUUAAUAAAUUAAGACCUAAACAUUAUACUAGAACUAUACCUGCUGAUGGUUUUCCAAUGUAUUGUGAAAGUAUAUGGAAUACUAUCAUGAAUAGCGAUCAAUUAGAUAUACCUUCACAAAAAGAAAUGGUUGCAAUAUAUCGUUGUGAUGAAAUUAAAAUUAGAGCUUUCAUGAAAAUGAAAGAUGGUCUAGCACAACAUGACUAUGAUGUCAUCUUUGAUCACGACAAGAAUAAGGAUAACCUUACUGUGGGUGAUAACCUUACUAUAAAUGAUAACACGAACACGAUAAUACAAAAUUUAUUAUCAUUUGUCAUUCAUGAUUAUCAUAAAGAUGCUUGGAGAUAUGAUACUAAUGUAUACAAUAAAAAACUUAAUGAACUAUUAGAUGAUUGCUAUUAUGAACUUCAAAAAAUUUACGAUACUUCACUCAAUAUGGAACGACAAAAAUGUUUGAAAGAAGCUGCCAAAUAUCUUGAAAAAUUAGGUCGUAAAGAUCCUUAUAAGUCCUCACGAUUGUUGGAUGAUGGAUCAGAUAUAUUUGAAUUUUGGAGGCAAUUGGAUAUCAAGUAUCUUUCUAAUUGGAUGGAUAUGACAUUGGAUGAUUUUGCAAAAAAAUGUAAGUCAUCUAGCAUCAACUUUUCUGUAUCGUUGGGUGAAAAUGAUGUCAAGUUGAAUCAUGAAUUUACGAGCGAUUUACAAAUGUCAUUGUUGAAAGAGAAUUUGAUCGAGAUGAGAACAAAGUUUAAAGAGAGCGAAUUACAAUCAUUCAAAAAUAUACUUGAAGAACCAGUACAGGGUAUUCGUGAACAGAUUGAGAUGUUGCAGUUGGAGCCUGACUUGAAUAAUUAUUGGAAUGAGGCGACGAAGAUAUUGCUGGAUAAUUCUACUCGUUUAUAUCCUCAAUACGGUGUGGCGCUUCAAGGCAUCGUGGGUUCGAAUCACGGCACGGACAAAUGUGAAGAACCUAGUCGCGAAAUUGUCGAAAGCACUAUGACACGUGCUAGUACACCUUUCAUGACAACAGAAUCUGAUGAGAGGAUGCGUUUCAAUAUGGUAUUGUAUGAAUGUUUGCGUGAAAGUUUUGCGAGACGUAGUGACCGUAUUUGCGACCAAGUAUAUAAACGCUUUAAACGUUUCUUUGAGACAGAUGAAGAUGGUGUGCCGAACUAUUGGGCGACAACAAAACCAGAUGAUAUUAAGAGGUUGUAUCGUGAAGCCAAGAGUAAAGCACUUGCAUUAUUCCCUAUCAUUUGCGAAUACAAAGUCGAUCUUCAUGCUCUAGUUCAUGAUGAGUUCGUAGACCCACGCCUUCUCGAGCUAUCUCAACAACCAUUAUUGUUCGGAAUUAAACAGUCCGAGUCAUUAUCAACCUCUGAGAAAUUCAUGCUCAAGGCAUGUCAAGAAGCACAAUUCAUACAGGCAACAGGUGGACAAAUGACAAAACAAUCUUGGUGGAUGUGGCUGCUCUGUAUCCUUCUUGGUUGGAAUGAAAUUAUGUUCGUUAUUCGACAACCCAUCAUCUUCAUGCUCGGCUUAACUGCCGCACUUGUCAUGGGUGCCGCUUGGUACACUGGCAAUCUAUUCACACUCAUUACUGGUGGACGACUUCUUACCUCUCAUGUACUCAGUGUUAUUCUACCAAUCAUACAAAAGGAACUUGCACCUAAACUACAUACCCAAACAAGGUAA